AUGAUGCGCGCAGUAAAGAGAAGAGGAGCAGCCAUGAGGCAAGGAGCGGCCAAGAGGCAAGGAGCGGCCAAGAGGCAAGGAGCAGCCAAGAGGCAAGGAUCAGCCAAGAGGCAAGGAGCAGCCAAGAGGCAAGGAGCAGCCAAGAGGCAAGGAGCAGCCAAGAGGCAAGGAGCAGCCAAGAGGCAAGGAGCAGCCAAGAGGCAAGGAGCAGCCAAGAGGCAAGGAGCAGCCAAGAGGCAAGGAGCAGCCAAGAGGCAAGGAGCAGCCAAGAGGCAAGGAGCAGCCAAGAGGCAAGGAGCAGCCAAGAGGCAAGGAGCAGCCAAGAGGCAAGGAGCAGCCAAGAGGCAAGGAGCAGCCAAGAGGCAAGGAGCAGCCAAGAGGCAAGGAGCAGCCAAGAGGCAAGGAGCAGCCAAGAGGCAAGGAGCAGCCAAGAGGCAAGGAGCAGCCAAGAGGCAAGGAGCAGCCAAGAGGCAAGGAGCAGCCAAGAGGCAAGGAGCAGCCAAGAGGCAAGGAGCAGCCAAGAGGCAAGGAGCAGCCAAGAGGCAAGGAGCAGCCAAGAGGCAAGGAGCAGCCAAGAGGCAAGGAGCAGCCAAGAGGCAAGGAGCAGCCAAGAGGCAAGGAGCAGCCAAGAGGCAAGGAGCAGCCAAGAGGCAAGGAGCAGCCAAGAGGCAAGGAGCAGCCAAGAGGCAAGGAGCAGCCAAGAGGCAAGGAGCAGCCAAGAGGGCAAGGAGCAGCCAAGAGGCAAGGAGCAGCCAAGAGGGCAAGGAGCAGCCAAGAGGCAAGGAGCAGCCAAGAGGCAAGGAGCAGCCAAGCGGCCAAGGAAGCAGCAAAGAGGCAAGGAGCAGCCAAGAGGCAAGGAGCAGCCAAGAGGCAAGGAGCAGCCAAGAGGCAAGGAGCAGCCAAGAGGCAAGGAGCAGCCAAGAGGCAAGGAGCAGCCAAGAGGCAAGGAGCAGCCAAGAGGCAAGGAGCAGGGAAAACGGAGCUAUGUGGUAA
Molecule: messenger RNA, 993 nt
Organism: Closterium sp. Naga37s-1
Lineage: Eukaryota; Viridiplantae; Streptophyta; Zygnematophyceae; Desmidiales; Closteriaceae
Source: the annotation of a GenBank genome assembly